Molecule: messenger RNA, 1405 nt
Organism: Arvicola amphibius (Eurasian water vole)
Lineage: Eukaryota; Metazoa; Chordata; Mammalia; Rodentia; Cricetidae
Gene: Cdkn1b
Product: cyclin dependent kinase inhibitor 1B
Exons: 3
Coding region: 507-1106 (199 amino acids)
Biological process (GO): negative regulation of cell population proliferation; regulation of cell cycle; G1/S transition of mitotic cell cycle
Cellular component (GO): nucleus; cytoplasm
Molecular function (GO): cyclin-dependent protein serine/threonine kinase inhibitor activity; protein-folding chaperone binding
Source: RefSeq, a predicted model, not a curated record
UCAGCUCCCUUCCACCGCCAUAUUGGGCAACUAAAAAAAAGGGAGGGGGGGUUCGUGCUUUCAGGGUGUUUUUCUACCCCUCAUCCCUUGUCCCCACUCACUCGCGGCUCUGGGACUCGCGCGGCGGCAAGGUUUGGAGAGGGGCUGCGUUCGCGCGACCCACGGGCUCGCCCCAGCCUACACUCGGACUGUUCGCCACCUCCUCUUGCCUCCUCCCCCUCCCUUCCCCGCCCUCCAGUACACUUGAUCACUGAGCCUCGAGCUGCGCGGCCGGGGCGUCCCUGCGCUCUCUCCCCCAGACCUGCGCGCUCCUGAGGUUCGAGCGGUCGCUCGCCUGUCUCUGCUCCACUUAACUCCCCGGGUGCAAUCGCAGAACUUCGAAGAGGAGUUCGCGCUGCGGCCGGGGCGUUUCGCUUUUGUUCGGUUUUGUUGUUUAUUUCAUUUUAUUAUUUUUUUCUUGGAGUGCGCGAGCCGAGGCAGUGGUCCACACCCGCCCGGGAAGGAAGAUGUCAAACGUACGAGUAUCUAACGGGAGCCCGAGCCUGGAGAGGAUGGACGCCAGACAAGCGGAGCACCCCAAGCCCUCCGCCUGCAGAAACCUCUUCGGCCCGGUCAAUCACGAAGAGCUAACCCGGGACUUGGAGAAGCACUGCCGAGACAUGGAAGAAGCGAGUCAGCGCAAGUGGAAUUUCGACUUUCAGAAUCACAAGCCCCUGGAAGGCAGAUACGAGUGGCAAGAGGUGGAGAAGGGCAGUUUGCCCGAGUUCUACUACAGACCCCCGCGCCCCCCUAAGAGCGCCUGCAAGGUGCCGGCGCAGGAGAGCCAGGAUGUCAGCGGGAGCCGCCAGCCUGUGCCUUUAAUUGCGUCUCAGGCAAACUCUGAGAACCGGCAUUUGGUGGACCAAAUGCCUGACCCGUCAGACAGUCCAGCGGGGUUAGCGGAGCAGUGCCCAGGGAUGAGGAAGCGACCUGCCGCAGACGAUUCUUCUUCGCAAAACAAAAGGGCCAACAGAACAGAAGAAAAUGUUUCAGACGGUUCCCUGAACGCUGCUGGCACUGUGGAGCAGACGCCCAAGAAGCCCGGCCUCCGAAGACACCAGACGUAAACAGCUCCGAAUUAAGAAUAUUUCCUUGUUUAUUAGAUACAUCACUGCUUUAUGAAGCAAGGAAGACAUACAUGAAAAAAUUUAAAUACAUAUCGCUGACUCCAUGGAAUGGACAUCCUGUAUAAGCACUGAGAAAGCAACAACAUAAUAACACUAAAAAAUUUAGGCACUCUUAAACCAUCUGCCUCUAAAAGCAUUGGAUGUAGCAUUGCGCAAUUAGGUUUUUCCUUAUUUGCUUCAUUGUACUACCUGUGUAUAUAGUUUUUAUCUUUUACUAUGUAGCACAUAAACAUUAGGGA